GCCCAGCUGCCGUCCUUCCAUUUUGUGCAGCUAAGCUAACGCCAGCUAACACCGUUUUGCGGCAGAGAUGGAUGACGGUGACGAGCCGGGUUUAGUCUUGUCGCACAGCACCUCUUCGGGCUCCAAGUCGGGUGGGGACAAGAUGUUUUCCCUGAAGAAGUGGAAUGCAGUAGCCAUGUGGAGUUGGGACGUUGAGUGCGAUACUUGUGCCAUUUGUCGGGUACAAGUAAUGGACGCAUGCCUUCGAUGCCAGGCGGAGAAUAAACAAGAAGACUGUGUUGUUGUAUGGGGAGAGUGCAACCACUCCUUCCACAACUGCUGCAUGUCACUUUGGGUGAAGCAGAACAACCGCUGUCCUCUCUGCCAGCAGGACUGGGUGGUUCAGAGAAUCGGCAAAUAAGCACCACAUCCAGGUGUACUGUGCACGGAUGCACCAGAAC
Xiphophorus couchianus (Monterrey platyfish) is the source of this 440-nucleotide messenger RNA. It is a transcript of the gene rnf7, whose product is annotated as ring finger protein 7. The transcript has 3 exons. Lineage: Eukaryota; Metazoa; Chordata; Actinopteri; Cyprinodontiformes; Poeciliidae. Bases 68 to 400 code for a protein of 110 amino acids. Gene Ontology annotation, molecular function: zinc ion binding. The record is from RefSeq and is a predicted model, not a curated record.